This is a messenger RNA of Sapajus apella (tufted capuchin), 3483 nucleotides long. It is a transcript of the gene GJA9, whose product is annotated as gap junction protein alpha 9. NCBI's taxonomy places the organism in Eukaryota, Metazoa, Chordata, Mammalia, Primates, Cebidae. Gene Ontology annotation, biological process: cell communication. The coding region runs from base 1438 to 2985 and encodes 515 amino acids. Gene Ontology annotation, cellular component: connexin complex. The record is from RefSeq and is a predicted model, not a curated record. The transcript has 2 exons.
CCAAAGUGCUAGGAUUAUAGAUGUGAUCCUCCACGCCCAGUCAGAAUAUUUUUAAUUAGAUUUUUUUAAUCAAAUAUAGAUUUUAACAGGGUAAAAUCCUGCUUUACAACAUUACCUAGGGACCUUUAUUAGUUCAUAGUGCUCUUUAUUCUCUGAAUAAUAUAGAUGUACCACAGUUAACCAUUCCUCUGUUGAACACUCAAAUUAUUGCUGAUUUUGUAUAAUUACCAACAGUGCUAUGUGAACAUCCUAGCACAUGCAGUGUGUCUCUGAGUGUGUAUGUUGAAUGAAUGUUUCAAGUAUCCACAAGCAGAAAUGCUAGACUAAUUUUGAUAGGCUUCAACUGCCUUUUAAAUAGCUGUAUCCAUUUAUAUUAUUACCUACAGGAUAUGACAGGAAUGGUGUCUCCCUACUUUGCCAAAAGAAGUUAUUAUAAAUCUUAAAAUUUUUGCAUUUUGAUAGUUAAAAAGUAAUAUUUCACUUAAAUGUGUAUUCUCUGACUACAAGGUUGAGCAAUUUUCAAGUUUAUUGAUAAUUUAUGUGUUACACAUAAUAUGUAAUUCAGAUAACACAUACCCGCCAGAUCACUAGCUCUGAAGAGAGCUUUAAUGACCUAAAAUACAAUGUAAUUGUUAAUAACAGAACAUGAGAAUCAGGAUUUAUCUAUGAAAUCGGACAUGACCCAUUUAUUAAGGCAGAUGACCAAGAAGCUAUUAUCUAAUAAGAAAGACUUUUUUAGUUCUAGAAACAUGGUUUAUUACACAAAAACAAUGACAGUUUAUUGGAUUUCCCCAAUGGCAAAAGUCACAGUACAAACAGUACACAAAUACCUCCUGUCAUUUUAAAUUUGACAUCUCUGCAAUAUAGAGGAAUCAUUCACUCAGCUUAAUUUGGGGCUUAUGACUUUAGUCAUCUAGACUACAGUGUGUUAUUAGGAAUAUUAGAAGCAUUCUUUGUGCUGUGCAAUAAAGCGGCCACUAGGUAAGUGUAGCUCUUUAAAUUUUUAUUAAAAUUAUUUAAAAUUAAAACUUCAAUUGCUGUGAUACACAAACAGUAUUUCAAGUGUUCAAUAGCUACAUGUGGCCAUUGGCUACCUGAUUGGAUAGCACAGAUAGAAUAUUUCCAUUGUUGCAGAAAGUUCUAUUGGACAGUGCUGUUUCAGAAGCAAGGAGGAGCAGAAAGGGAAAUGGAUUUUAGUUGGUGGAUGAUUACCUCACUACACUGAACUGAACUGAAUCUGCUCUAUACCUGCAAAGGAACAAACUCAGAAAAUAAAUUGAAGAUGGCCAUGCUGUAACUUCUAAACAUGGUUUGCUUCUCAGAUUUACCUAAACUAAGAAAGGUUUGCUUUAAGAAAUAGUGCUCCCUUCAGAAUGGAAGAAUUUAUCUGCCUCUUAUUUGAUGGGGAUCAGAGCUACAAUGGCUAACUAAAUAAACAUGGGGGACUGGAAUCUCCUUGGAGAUACUCUGGAAGAAGUUCACAUCCACUCCACCAUGAUUGGAAAGAUCUGGCUCACCAUCCUGUUCAUCUUUCGAAUGCUUGUUCUGGGUGUAGCAGCUGAAGAUGUCUGGAAUGAUGAGCAGUCUGGCUUCAUCUGCAAUACAGAACAACCAGGCUGCAGAAAUGUGUGCUACGACCAGGCCUUUCCUAUUUCCCUCAUUAGAUACUGGGUUCUGCAGGUGAUACUUGUGUCUUCACCAUCCCUGGUCUACAUGGGCCAUGCAUUGUACCGACUGAGAGUUCUAGAGAAAGAGAGGCAAAGGAUGAAAGCUCAGUUAAGAGUAGAAUUGGAGGAGGUGGAGUUUGAAAUGCCUAGGGAUCGGAGGAGACUGGAGCAAGAGCUUUGUCAGUUGGAGAAAAGGAAACUAAAUAAAGCUCCGCUCAGAGGAACCUUGCUUUGCACUUAUGUGAUACACAUUUUCACUCGCUCUGUGGUUGAGGUUGGGUUCAUGAUUGGACAGUACCUUUUAUAUGGAUUUCACUUAGAGCCUCUAUUUAAGUGCCAUGGCCACCCGUGUCCAAAUAUAAUCGAUUGUUUUGUCUCAAGACCAACAGAAAAGACAAUAUUCCUAUUAUUUAUGCAAUCUAUAGCCACCAUUUCACUUUUCUUAAACAUUCUAGAAAUUUUCCACCUAGGUUUUAAAAAGAUUAAAAGAGGGCUUUCGAGAAAAUACAAGUUGAAGAAGGAAUAUAAUGAAUUCUAUGCAAACAAAGCAAAAGAAAAUGUAGCCAAAUAUCAGAGCACGUCUGCAAAUUCACCGAAGCGACUCCCUUCUGCCCCUGAUUAUAAUCUGUUAGUGGAAAAGCAAACACACACUGCAGUGUACCCUCAUUUAAAUUCAUCUUCUGUGUUUCAGCCAAAUCCUGACAAUCACAGUGUAAAUCAUGAGAAAUGCAUUUUGGAUGAACAGGAAACUAUACUUUCUAAUGAGAUUUGCACACUUAGUACUAGCUGUAGUCAUUUUCAACACAUCAGUUCAAAUAAUAACAAAGACACUCAUAAAAUAUUUGGAAAAGAAGUUAAUGGUAACCAGUUAAGGGAAAAAAGAGAAACCAAAGGCAAAGACAGCAAAAAGAACCACCACUCUAGAGGUCACUGUUCUAUUCCAGGUGUUGCUAUGGAUGGAGAGAACUACAGGAGGCAGUCACCCCAAACAGCUUUUUCCUUGCCAGCUAACUGCGACUGGAAACCACGGUGGCUUAGGGCUACAUGGGCUUUCUCUACAGAUGAAAACUGGGGGUCACCUCCUAAAGGUAACUUCAAAGGCCAGUUCAGAGAGGGCACAGUCAGAACCCUUUCUCCUUCACAAGGAGGGUCUCAAUCAAUUGACAUUCCAAAUAUUGCCGAUUCUUUGGGAGAGCUGUCCUUUGAGCCAGGGUUGGUCAGAACCUGUAAUAAUCCUAGUGUUUGUCCUCCAAAUCACGUAGUGUCCCUAAGGAACAAUCUCAUUAGUAGGCGGGUUCCCACAGAUCUUCAGAUCUGAACAGCGGUUGGCUUUUAGACAUUUUAUAUAUUAUCAGAGAAGUAGCCUAGUGGUGGCGGGGCACAGACAAAAUAGAUAGGGGCCGCUCUAAAGACCAGCUGUUAAGAGAGACAACCGCAAACUCAUUUCAGCAAUGGAAAAACAGCUGAUUUUAGAUUGUGAAGAAACACUUCUAAAUUCAGACAUAAAGCUGCCAAAUCCGGAUUUUUUAAUGAUGUCUUUUCGAAUGUGUGUAACUGAUUUUGGGAAAAUCUUAUGUUCAGAAUUGAGGCUAAAUGGUUUGAUCAGGUUUUCUCUUUGAAGAGACCACAGCCUUAGGAAAUGGCUCUUGAUCUAUAUAAUUCCACCUUUUAGUUAUGAAUCCUUGUAUUUUUGAACACUGGGUUAAUUUUGUUUGCCCCUAGAACACAAUCACGUAGUUUCCUUCUAGAUUGGAUCCUGAUGUAUCUUGAGUAUAAUCACAUGUUGCUACCUAGUAAAUAAAAUCUUUAAAAGAUC